This is a messenger RNA of Oncorhynchus keta (chum salmon), 7940 nucleotides long. Its product is annotated as regulating synaptic membrane exocytosis protein 1-like. Bases 444 to 5246 code for a protein of 1600 amino acids. NCBI's taxonomy places the organism in Eukaryota, Metazoa, Chordata, Actinopteri, Salmoniformes, Salmonidae. Gene Ontology annotation, biological process: positive regulation of synaptic transmission; regulation of membrane potential; intracellular protein transport. The record is from RefSeq and is a predicted model, not a curated record. Gene Ontology annotation, molecular function: transmembrane transporter binding; small GTPase binding. Gene Ontology annotation, cellular component: presynaptic membrane; cytoskeleton of presynaptic active zone. The transcript is spliced from 30 exons.
ACGCAACACACAGACUCUGCCUAACUUUACCACCGUCCAGCAUCACCGAGCCCGUGUCCGGUGGCGCGAGGGCAUCACGGAUCAAAGCUAGUCCGUCCAGAGGGUCCCUCGGCUUGCUUGUGUCAUCUCUUGGCGUGGAGAUGGGCUUCCCGUAAAACCGGCGGUGGUGGAGGGGAGCGGCGGGCCGGCGGGGAGUGGGGGGGAGAAGCGAGAGACUAGAGAGUGAGGAGGUGGAGAGAAAAAAGCCGAGGAGGACGAGAAACAAAAGCACAACCGUGGGUGCCUGCAACAACCAUGAGCAGCGGCGGCUUGCCCUAUUCACCAGAGCUGCUGCUCUACCCGUGGACGAUGUCGUGAGGUGUGGCUCGCAACGCUAAGCAGCAGGGAUUCUGUCAGUCGAAACGACAGUAGCAAGCCAAGGUGGGGUGCUGCUGGUGGAAAAGAUGUCGACCGCCUCGGUGGGGCCCCAGGGCGGCCCUCGCCCACCCACCGCGCCGCCGACCGUUCCCGAACUGCCGGACCUCAGCCAUCUCACGGAGGAGGAGAGGAAAAUAAUCAUGGCCGUAAUGGAUCGGCAGAAGGAGGAAGAGGAGAAAGAGGAAGCCGUGUUAAAGACGCUGCACCAGCAGUUUGAGAGUUACAAGGAGCAGGUGCGUCGCAUCGGCGUGGAGACGCGGCGCCAGCAGCAGGGCCAGCACAAAGACGACGCCCCCACCUGCGGCAUCUGCCGCAAGACCAAGUUCGCCGACGGCUGCGGCCACCACUGCUCCUACUGCCAGACCAGAUUCUGUGCCCGCUGCGGCGGACGCGUCUCCCUGCGCUCCAACAACGUAAUGUGGGUAUGCAACCUGUGCCGUAAGCAACAGGAGAUCCUCACCAAAUCGGGAGAAUGGUUUUCGGGGCCGGGGGCGAGGCAGAUGAGCCUGGAUGGCGGCCUGAACGCCCCGCCCACGGGGGGUGACACCCAACGGGGGGACAGGAAGCUACUCCGCUCCAGGUCCCAGGCCCCGCCCUCUUCCAGCGGUAACGCAGGGGCGGCGCCCGACGGAACGCAUCAGCCGUCAACGGUACCGGCCAAGGGAGCGUUGGACACCAUGCCGGCGUCACGCGCUCGGAGCGAACCACCACGAGACAAGAAAAGACCUGUGUCCCUCCAUGAACAGAACGGUAAGCCUGGCGGUCCUGGUCGUGGUAGAGGAGGCCGGGGACCCCAAGGGAAGCUUCAGACCGUGGCCUCCCAGGAGGAGUUCUGUGGUCCCGGGGAGAUAGACUGGCGGGACGGCCGGCACCUGGAGAAGGUCCGCUCCCAUGACUACCCCGACGGCGGCGACCAAGGAAAUCGCCCCGACCUCCGGAGACGCCCCCCGGAGGAGGAUGAGCUGGAGCGCAAGCGGCGCCAGGAGGAGGAGUUCCAGGCGCGUUACCGCAGCGACCCCAACCUGGCACGCUACCCGGUAAAGCCGCAGAAGGAGGAGCAGGAGAUGCGCAUGCACGCCAAGGUGUCGAAGGUGCGCCACGAGCGGCGCCACAGCAACAACGCCAUCAAUGAGGUGGGGCUGGAGGGCGGGGGAGGAGGGGGAGGGAACAUGGGGGAUGUGCCUGAGAAUCGUCUCCGGAGGGGCGGCGGUGGGAUUGGUGGAGAACCGAACCGCAAGGCAUCCUUGGAGAACCACCGCGCCUACUCCAUGGACAGGACCGUGGGGGGUGGUGGGGGUGGCGGAAUUGGGCAGGGACCCCAGGGAGGUCCCCCCCUCCUCAAACAGAACCAGAACCACGGACCCCUUCAACCAUCUGGUGGUGGCUCACGAACGGGCCCCAAUCCUGGUGCUCCUCACCCCCACCAAGGACCCCCACCUCCAGCAGGCUGGGAUCCCCCUAAGGGACCCCACCCCAGCCAACUGGACCCCAAUUCCCAGGCAGCCAUGAUGCACAAGGUUAGGAGGGAGAAGUCCGGGGACAGCCUGCUGCGGAAGGACUCCCAGAGCUCGGACCAGUCGGAGUCGCUGAGGCCGCCCCCACCCAGGCCCUACAAGAGCAAACGGGGCGUCAACAAGAGGCAGAUGUCUAUAAGCAGCUCAGAGGAGGAGGGCGCCUCCACGCCAGAGUACACCAGCUGUGAGGACGUGGACAUGGAGAGCGUCAGUGAAAAAGGGGAUUGGGACUGCCAUCCUCUGGAUCCUGCUGUGUGGCAUCAUCCAGUGACAUGGCAGCCGUCCAAGGAGGGCGACCACUUAAUCGGACGCAUCACUCUGAGCAAAAGGUCGGCCAUGCCCCGUGAGGCAGGCUCCUUACUAGGGUUAAAGGUUGUGGGUGGGAAGAUGACAGAGACAGGGAGACUGGGGGCCUUCAUCACCAAAGUCAAGAAAGGAAGUCUGGCAGACAUUGUUGGCCACCUGCGAGCUGGUGAUGAGGUACUGCAGUGGAACGGGAAGUCGUUGCCGGGAGCAACCAAGAAGGAAGUGUACAACAUCAUUCUGGAAUCCAAGGCGGAGCCUCAAGUGGAAAUAGUUGUCUCAAGGCCUAUUGGAGACAUACCAAGAAUUCCAGAAACAUCACAUCCUCCUUUAGAAUCGAGCUCCAGUUCCUUUGAGUCUCAGAAGAUGGAACGUCCCUCCAUAUCGGUCAUGUCCCCCACCAGCCCUGCUACCCUCAGAGCCCUCCCCGUCAUCCUGCCUGGACAGCUCUCUGUAAAGCUAUGGUAUGACAAAGUGGGCCAUCAACUGAUCGUCAACGUCCUUCAAGCCAUAGACCUGCCCCCCCGACCGGACGGGCGACCCAGGAACCCCUACGUCAAGAUGUACUUCCUCCCUGACCGAAGUGAUAAGAGCAAGCGCAGGACCAAGACGGUAAAGAAGAGCGCUGGGCCCAAGUGGAACCAGACGUUCCUGUACUCCCACGUCCACCGCAGGGACUUCAGAGAACGCAUGCUGGAGAUCACUGUCUGGGACCAACCUAGAAUACAGGAGGAGGAGAGUGACUUCCUGGGAGAGAUCCUGAUAGAGCUGGAGACUGCCCUGCUGGACGACGUUCCUCACUGGUAUAAACUCCAGACCCACGACGUGUCCUCUCUACCUCUGCCCCAGCCAUCCCCUUACCUCCCGCGCAGACACACCUCUCACGACAGCCCCAGCAAGAAACUACAGAGGUCCCAUCGCAUCAUUGACACAGAGUUUGAUGAUACAGGUAUAGCGGUAGUAUCUGAAGGUGCAGAGCGUAACUCGAGGGAGAGGGAGAGGAACAGCACCCUGACUGUCCCAGAGCAGCAGAGACUGGCCCAGCACCGCUCCAGAUCUGUGUCCCCUCACCGCGAGGACAUAACAAGGGCCCGCUCCCGCCCUGCACACGUCCCCAUGCAGAGGAGUCUGGAUGAGAUCCAUCAGAACCGCCACCACUCCUGCUCCCCUUCUCGUUACCAUGACUCCCACGGGGAGCACCGCUCCGGGGACUCAGACUACGAGUACUCCGAGGACAGUGAGGUCCUCGAGAUGCACAGGUCUAUCCGAGGCGGGAGUGCCGAGUGCCUGCACACAAACAGUGAUCUGCAGCCCAGUCUGGACCGGGUGAGGAGUGCCAGCACCACCUGCCUCAGACCUGACACCAACCUCCACUCUCCUGAUAAAGACAGAUGCUCCAACUCUCUGCCCCGCAGACAGCCCGCAGGCCCCAGGAUUUUAGUAGAGCAGGCCUCCCCAGAGGAAGAAAGGCAGUCAGGGAGCCUAGGCAGACCUGACAGUCAGAGAGGUAAUAGCAAGAAAGGCCUGGAGGCUGACAGCUUUCUUUCGUUUGUUUGUUCUUUUCUUUCCACGUGGCCUGUUGAUGCCAGUCGUAUCCAGCCCACCUCUAUACUGAGGGGCAGUAGGGGGAGAGGGGGACCGCUGCGCCCCUUUAACCAGACACCUCUGGGGGGAUCUGUCCCUAACUCACCACGACAAGACAGAACACACACCCACAGCCCCUCCCCUCCUACGGGGACUCCCCAGUCAGGUCGCAGGGGCAGACAGCUGCCACAGGUUCCUGCCAGAAGCAGUAGUGUAGAGCAAGCUCUAGCAGUAGAGGAGCGAGCCAGACAGAUGAACAUGAAAGUACAUUCCUACCGGCCUUCAGCAUCCCAUGACCCCGAGACGGACCUCAAGACCAAACGAGAGAUGUAUGCGGAUCAGCGGCGGAGCUCUGACAACGUGUCGGCCCGCUCGUCAGACAGCGACAUGAGUGACGCGUCGGCCCUAUCCCGCGCCAGCAGUGCCUCACGCCUCAGCAGCACCUCCUACAUGUCCAUCCAAUCAGAACGUCCGCGCGGGAGGCUCAGUCGGCAGGUUCGUGCGGCGCCGGGCCGGACCAUGCUGAAGAGCACAAGCGUGAGCGGUGAGAUCUACCCGUCAGAGCGUACCGACGGCAGCCAAUCGGAUACGGCGCUGGGCACGGUGGGCAUGGGUGGCAAGAAGAGACGCUCCAGCCUCAGUGCCAGGGUGGUCUCUAUCGUCUCCAACAGACGUAGUCGCAGCACGUCGCAGAUCGUCGGCCCGGAGGGGAAGGGGAAGAAGGAGAAGGGUGCGUCCAUCCAGAGGAGCACAGAGACGGGCAUGGCUGUAGAGAUGACCAGGAACAUGAGUCGACAGUCCAGUAAAGAGUCCACCAACGGCACCAUGAACAGCUGCAACUCCGAGGGAAAUCUGCUUUUCGGUGGGGUGCGUCUGGGACAGCCAGGCAACCAGUUCAGCGACUUCCUGGAUGGUCUGGGUCCCGCCCAGCUGGUGGGCAGACAAACGCUGGCCACACCUGCCAUAGGUGAUAUUCAGAUCGGAAUGAUGGACAAGAAGGGUCAGCUGGAGGUGGAGGUGAUCAGAGCUCGGGGCCUUGUACAAAAGCCUGGAUCCAAAUCCCUCCCUGCUCCAUACGUCAAGGUCUAUCUGUUGAAUAAUGGAGCGUAUGUAGCCAAAAAGAAAACCAAGAUUGCACGGAAAACGCUGGACCCGCUGUACCAGCAAGCGCUGCAAUUCGAGGAGAGCCCACAGGGUAAAGUCUUACAGGUGAUCGUCUGGGGAGACUACGGACGAAUGGACCACAAAAGCUUCAUGGGAGUUGCACAAAUCCUAUUGGAGGAACUAGACUUAACAAGCACAGUGAUUGGCUGGUACAAGUUGUUCCCACCCUCCUCUUUAGUGGACCCCACACUAGCCUCCCUGACUCGACGUGCUUCCCAGUCGUCACUGGACAGCUCCUCGGGCCCACCGGGCACCCGAUCCUAGUGGACCAAUAGGACUACAGCUACCAAUCUUAAUGGACCAAUGGGACUAUAGCUAGCCUACCGCUUUGUGAAACGAUUUAACGUCACCUUAGAGAUUAACGGACAAAAAUUAUUGUAGAACAACAACAAUCAAGAAACAGAGUCACAAAUGAUUUUUAAAAAAAGCUUUGUUGAGAUCUGACAAUCACUCCUGGCAUCAUUUCAUCUCUUUGUUUGUUUUAGAGAGCGUAAGGUUUCAGUGUUUCAUUCCAGUAACGAAUUCAUCAUUGUUUUUUCGCGGUUGUAAUCUAAGAACUAGGGCUGUCGAUAAUAAACAAUGUUUGGUAGCUAGGUAAGGCUGUACUGGAGUCGAGCGGUAAGGAGACACUCGAUUCAUUGAAGAAACUACGUAGAAAUUUAAAUGUGAAAGGAAGAAGGGUGGUAGUUUUUAGUCAAACCAUCAAUAAACAAAGAAAUGUAUGUUAGUAUCAGAAUGUAUGGACCCAAGACAGAGGUGUCAUCCUCCUUGUCCCUCAGGGGAUGCCAUUAUGUCCUCUCCGCAGUGGCCCCCAAACAGACUGCCAGCACUUCGGCCCCCAGGGCAGAGUGCUUCUGGGUGGGGUCGGUCCGGGCAAGCAGGGGUCUCCUUCUGGUGCCUAGACUUUGUGGAUUCACAUUACUGGUCCUUCUCUGUCAAAUAUAUAUUUUUUUGUUUUCAAUAUGUUUACCAUGGCUGGUCCAAGCCGCUCUCUCGUUUUUUGUCUUUGGUACGUUUGACUUUUUUUUCUCCCUUUGUUACUUAUGGCACAACAAUGUUUUUAUGAUGAGUAUGAGGUUUACGAUGCGUUGUCUGAUGUAUGCAUGGAGAAGAGUCAAAAGACAUAAGGAAAAAAUACGAAAUAGAGAAAAUUAGAUCAUGUGUCUGCAAUGAGAUGCAGGGGACUGUUCAGUGACACAUCUUAAAUGACGAUUUUUACACUUGACGAUGAGAUUAGUGUGGGAUUGCAAUGUUGUUUUCUUCAUUCAGUCACCUACAAAAAGUCCAACCCAGUUGUCUUUGUAUAGAUGUAUAUUAGACCUCCAUUAUCUUGACCAAUAAAUAGAAUUAUACAUUUCAUUUUGGACUAUCACUAGGGUGUCAACAAGUCACUGUAAAAAAAGACGUAUCUUUGUCCACAAUCACGAGAACUAUCAUUUAGCUGUUUUCCUGGAGUAUCCUUCCCCUCACCCCAGCACAUGUUUAGGGGUUUUAUCUGAAUUUUCAGUUUACAUUAUUUUGAGAUUCAAAAACGCAAGCACAAAUAAGCUUGAUUUUUUUUACGGCAAAAAGUUACACUUUUUGAGAUUUAAAAAAAAAGUGAAUGAAAUUUUUUACAUUUUAAAUACUGCUUGCAAAUGUAUUUUUUUUGGUUCAUUUCGUUUCUUCUUUGUCUCGAUUAUUUGGAAGAACAAAAAACAUCAGUUGCUCAAAUUUCCCUUCUGCAUCUUUGUGAAUGUGAAAAGUAACCAAUCAGAUUGAACUUUCAGGACAGGAACACCAAUAGUCAUCCUUCGUCAGGCCGGCCGACUCCUGCCACACCAAAGGGGGCGUGGCCAGCAUGACUCGGACCUGUUCCAAGCUGCAUGCACAUUUUGUAAAACAAAAACGAUACUGAUAAAAAAAGAAGAUUGAACUGAAGUAGAUAUGUGUUAGUUCCACAUACCCGUAGGCCCGCUUGUAUGUUGCAUGCACUUGUACAGUUUGCUCGUACUUAAAUAUAAAGAGAAACCGAAGCCAUUCACAUCACGCGAAGACAUUCAAAAUUAUCAGCUGCAGUCAAGUCUAGUCCACAUCCUUCAUUCCGGUGCUGAAUGUUUCGAAACCAGUUGAUUACCAAGAUUAUGUUGAUGUCUUUUUUAAAGCUAUUGAACACGUGCUGUACUGUCGUACUAAGCAAUCGUCACCGCCCAUUCUUUCAAAUCUACAGUUACUGUACACAUCAUAGUUUACCUCUAUGGGGCUGAGACGACAUGGUUAAAUAUGUAUAAAUCAGAUCAAUUUAUAUACAAAGUAUAGUUAUGUUGAACAUAAUGAUGUAAUAAGAUAUAUGGAUACAUAUAUUACACAAAUUAUUUAGAGUAUAAUGUAACGAAAGUAAAUUAGAUAUAUUGUAAAUAUUUUUUCAACCAACCAAACGGUUUAGUGAUAUCUACGAAUGGGGCCAAGUCAGAUUACGGGGACAUUGUCAAGUUCCUUAAGACUACGAUUGGACUUAGAAAGUCACAAAGGGACACUACUUUACUUCAAGGCUUCAGGGGAUAGUCCCAAAUCGCCACACUUGAGUGUACUAGGGUAUCAGGCCAUAUUAUCUGCAAAAGCUGUCAUCACUACACCUCUCUCUCUCCAUGCUUUGAAACCUACAACCUACGACCUAUGACCCCAGCCAUGUAAAACCCCAUUUAUAAAAACGUCAAAUUUUUGGUUUUAUGUUUAGUGAGUUAUUCUUUUUUUAUUUUGUCAGUAUUAUUAGGAGAGAGAAAAAAAUGCUGAUUGUUUACAAUGUAUGUGUUCCACUGAAACAACAACUAUAAAAGAAAAUGAUCAGAUAAAAAUGUAUUCACUGCAGCGUUUCUUGUUUCGUAUAACAGGUGUGGCUCAAAUGAUGUGUGUGUUUUAUAUUUUAAAAAAAGAGUUCAUUUUUAUUAUUUACAAAUAAAAAAAGAAUGUGUGGAAGAA